CCUCCCCGCCAGACUGGGGGCCCUCCCCGUGGGCCCUGGCCCCGGGGGUCUGCAUGGGUACAGCAGGCCCUCCGUGUCUGACAGAUGACAGUGUGGGUGCUCGUGGGAGGGAGUGACUCGGUGACCCUCCUCCCCCAGCCACGUGCGUGGACCUGCGGCUCCGGACCUGCGGGGAUGCCGCCUACAACCAGACGGCCUUCCCCACGCCGCUGGAGCACCGGUCCCAGGAGGCGGUGGAGUCCAGCUCCGAGUACAUCCUGCUGAGUGUCCUGCACCACCUCCUGGAGGGCCAGUGCAACCCCGACCUGCGGCUGCUGGGCUGCGCCGUGCUGGCCCCGCGGUGCGAGGGUGGCCGGGUGCGCAGGCCCUGCCGGCACGUCUGCGAGGGCCUGCGGGACGCCUGCCAGCCCGCCUUCGAUGCCAUCGACAUGGCCUGGCCCUACUUCCUCGACUGUGGCCGCUACUUCGGGGGCGAGGAGGAAGGCUGCUACGACCCCUUGGAGAAGCUGCGAGGAGGCCUGGAUGUGGAGGAGGCGCUGCCCUCAGGCCUGCCGCCAGCCUUCGUCCACUUUGCCCACCACUCCUACGCCCAGAUGGUGCGCGUGCUGAAGCGGACGGCGGCCCGCUGCUCCCACGUGGCCAGGACCUACAGCAUCGGGCGCAGCUUUGACGGCAAGGAGCUGCUGGUCAUCGAGUUCUCGGGCCGCCCCGGCCAGCACGAGCUGAUGGAGCCUGAGGUGAAGCUCAUCGGCAACAUCCACGGCAAUGAGGUCGCGGGACGGGAGAUGCUCAUAUACUUGGCCCAGUACCUGUGCUCUGAGUACCUGCUGGGCAACCCUCGCAUCCAGCGCCUGCUCAACACCACCCGCAUUCACCUGCUGCCCUCCAUGAACCCCGAUGGCUAUGAGGUGGCAGCUGCCGAGGGUGCCGGCUACAAUGGGUGGACCAGCGGAAGGCAGAACGCACAGAACCUGGACCUGAACCGCAACUUCCCCGACCUGACCUCCGAGUUCUACCGCCUGGCCUCGUCCCGCGGCACGCGCACUGACCACAUCGCCAUCCCACAGCACUACUGGUGGGGUAAGGUGGCGCCUGAGACCAAGGCAGUCAUGAAGUGGACGCGGGCCGUUCCCUUUGUCCUCUCUGCCAGCCUCCACGGGGGCGACCUGGUGGUGUCCUACCCCUUUGACUUCUCCAGACACCCCCACGAGGAGAAGAUGUUUUCUCCCACGCCCGACGAGAAGAUGUUCAAGUUGCUGGCCAGAGCCUAUGCCGACGUCCACCCUAUGAUGAUGGACAAGUCGGAGAACAGGUGUGGGGGCAACUUCCUGAAGAGGGGCAGCAUCAUCAACGGGGCCGACUGGUACAGCUUCACAGGAGGCAUGUCCGACUUCAACUACCUGCACAGCAACUGCUUCGAGAUCACGGUGGAGCUGGGCUGCGUGAAGUUCCCCCCCGCGGAGGCGCUCUACACGCUCUGGCAGCACAACAAGGAGCCGCUGCUGAACUUCGUGGAGAUGGUGCACCGGGGCAUCAAAGGUGUGGUGAUGGACAAGUUUGGCAAGCCGGUUAAAAACGCCCGUAUUUCAGUCAAGGGGAUUCGUCAUGACAUCACCACAGCCCCAGAUGGCGACUAUUGGAGACUGCUCCCCCCGGGGACCCACAUCGUCAUUGCUCAAGCUCCUGGCUACUCCAAGGUCAUCAAGAAGGUCACCAUCCCUGCCCGGAUGAAGAGGGCCGGCCGAGUGGACUUUAUUCUCCAGCCUCUGGGGACUGGACCUAAGAAAUCCCUGCAGGGGCCUCGGAGAAGUGGGCCUGGGCUCCGAGACCCAGCAGGGGGCGCCGGCCCCCACGGGGAGCCCGAGGAGCUGGGCCGGGGGCCCCAGCGGAGGCAGCCGGGGCCGGACGGGAGCAAGCCGUGGUGGUGGUCCUACUUCACGUCUCUGAGCCAGCACAAGCCGCGCUGGCUGCUCAAGUACUAG
Molecule: messenger RNA, 1982 nt
Organism: Molossus molossus (Pallas's mastiff bat)
Lineage: Eukaryota; Metazoa; Chordata; Mammalia; Chiroptera; Molossidae
Gene: CPZ
Product: carboxypeptidase Z
Exons: 9
Coding region: 429-1982 (517 amino acids)
Biological process (GO): proteolysis
Molecular function (GO): metallocarboxypeptidase activity; zinc ion binding
Source: RefSeq, a predicted model, not a curated record